AUGGCUUCCGUCAUUCGUUUCUUCGCCGUUGCUCUCCCCCUCGUGGGAUCUGUGUUGUCCCAAUCCGUUAGUGUCCAUGAUUACAUACCGAAAUGCGCCGUCAAAUGCUUCGCGGACGCCAUCCAGUCAGAAACCACCUGCGCUGUCCUCGACGCGGAGUGCCAUUGCUUGUCCGAUAAUCUCCACGUCAUCGCUGAGAGUGCCACUCCUUGUUCUGUGGAGGCCUGCGGCGACGAUGCUACUGAGAACGAAGUGCUUCCGGGCGCUCGAGCCUACUGCUCCGCAGCCAGCGGCUCUGUUGCGGACUCUACGGCUCCGGCUUCCCAAACCCCUAGCUCUGCAGCGAGCCAGACAUCGACUGUGGCGGAGCCUACCAUCUCGCAGUCCACCAUCCCCGAGUCGACCGCGCAGACAACUGUUCCCAGCUCUACCACCACACCUGUCAUCGUCAACGGCGCUGGGAUGCAGUAUGUCAGUGUUUAUCAGUUGAUGCUUAUUUUUGCUGGCGUCCUUGUCCUCUCCUAG
This is a messenger RNA of Scedosporium apiospermum, 525 nucleotides long. RefSeq lists its product as uncharacterized. Bases 1 to 525 code for a protein of 174 amino acids. The record is from RefSeq and is a predicted model, not a curated record. The transcript has 2 exons. NCBI's taxonomy places the organism in Eukaryota, Fungi, Ascomycota, Sordariomycetes, Microascales, Microascaceae.